This is a messenger RNA of Phycomyces blakesleeanus NRRL 1555(-), 759 nucleotides long. RefSeq lists its product as hypothetical. Lineage: Eukaryota; Fungi; Mucoromycota; Mucoromycetes; Mucorales; Phycomycetaceae. The coding region runs from base 1 to 759 and encodes 252 amino acids. The transcript is spliced from 2 exons. The record is from RefSeq and is a predicted model, not a curated record. Gene Ontology annotation, molecular function: acyltransferase activity, transferring groups other than amino-acyl groups.
AUGUCUGUUGCUCCAAUGCCUAUGAACGAGCGACGUCUCUAUCGUAAACUGACAGUUAAUACAAAUCAACAACAAAUUAAUAUUCGACCUAUCAUCAAAGGUGCGAUCAAGGAAGGUGCUCAAACGAUGAAAGAAGCCUAUUCCAAAAAUUCUAUUCUCGAAUGGUGUGGCCACAAAAUUGACGAACAAAGACAGUCAAGGUUUCUCUACACUUUAUUCAAGCAAGUUAUCAACAAAGCAUCCCUCCAGAGCCGUGACUUUGCUGUCCAGGCCGAGGGAUGUAAAGGUGUCAUGGUAUGGUCAACAAAUACCGAGGGCUGUCCAGGGCCAUGUCUUCUCGGCAUUGCCAAGCUUGCUGGUCUAAUCGGUUGGACGGCUGCUCUUAAAACGCUGGUUAAGCUUCAGCCGGCGAUUGACAAAAUGCGAAAAAAAGUGAUCUUCAAAUAUGAGAGAUGUUUGACUAUCGGAUACAUCGGUGUAUUACCACAAGAACAGCGCAAAGGUCUAGGCUCGGCACUACUCCAAUAUGUGCUCGAGAGAGCCGAUGUGUCACACUACACCGUAUUGGCUGAAAUCACAGAUCAGAAAACGAUCCCGUUUUUUGAGGCCCAUGGAUUCAAGAUCGAACAGAAGACAUAUAUCAACAAAUGCCAAGAUCUUCCAGUAAUAUUAAUGGUGCGCACUCCAAUUGAAACCGGCGAACCAUUACAACCUCUAUAUGUUAGACCUGGUCGCCGAGACUCAAACUACAUACUAUAA